This is a messenger RNA of Colias croceus (clouded yellow), 2380 nucleotides long. It is a transcript of the gene Dyrk2, whose product is annotated as dual specificity tyrosine-phosphorylation-regulated kinase 2. The transcript is spliced from 9 exons. The record is from RefSeq and is a predicted model, not a curated record. Gene Ontology annotation, cellular component: nucleus. Gene Ontology annotation, biological process: peptidyl-threonine phosphorylation; peptidyl-serine phosphorylation. Bases 90 to 1472 code for a protein of 460 amino acids. NCBI's taxonomy places the organism in Eukaryota, Metazoa, Arthropoda, Insecta, Lepidoptera, Pieridae. Gene Ontology annotation, molecular function: ATP binding; protein serine/threonine kinase activity; protein serine/threonine/tyrosine kinase activity.
GGGUGAAAUGGCACCCUCAGCGAUUCAGAUAUAAAAAUAAUCCGAAUAAUGUGUAUUAUUAAAUAGCAGUGUUGGUGUAUGUGUGGACCAUGGGUGUGGAUACUGUACCUCCUCAACGACUCCAGAUAGAAGCCGGUGGCGGCGAAGGCCCCGGGCCCCCGGGCAACAACAACACAGACGGCGCAGCCGCCAGCCCGCCCCGGGAUGACAACCACAACGCGCAACUACCAUGCCCCCGGGCUACACCACUUACACCAUCAGAAGCUUUAAAGGCCUUUGGUGAACGAUUGACGGACUGGGAACGGAAUGAAAUAAGGAAAUAUCCAGAGAUAUGGUUCCUUGGGUUAGAAGCGAACAAGAUACAGGCGAGGUCUAACCUGCCAAACAAUUGCGGGUUUGAUGAUGAAAAUGGCAGUUAUAAUAAACAAAUCCACGACCACAUAGCGUACCGUUACGAAAUUCUCGAAGUAAUCGGCAAAGGUUCCUUCGGCCAAGUGAUUAGGGCAUUUGACCACCGCUCCGGUAAUCAAGUAGCCAUCAAGAUCAUCAGGAACAAGAAGCGGUUCCAUCAUCAGGCCCUGGUGGAAGUCAGGGUGUUAGACCACUUGAGACUGAAGGACAAGGAUCAAGCCCAUAAUGUGAUACAUAUGCUCGACUAUUUCUACUUUAGGAACCAUUUGUGCAUCAGUUUUGAGUUGAUGAGUAUAAACCUAUACGAGCUGAUAAAGAAGAACAACUACCAGGGCUUCAGCUUGAGCCUUAUCAGACGGUUCGCGAGCUCGCUGCUCCGCUGUCUCCGGUUGUUAGAGGCUGAGAAUAUCAUACAUUGUGAUUUGAAACCCGAGAACAUACUACUAAAGGCGCGCGGCAGUUCUUCCAUAAAAGUGAUCGACUUUGGGAGCUCGUGCUACGCGCACGCGCGGGUGUAUACUUACAUACAGUCGCGCUUCUAUCGUAGUCCCGAAGUCAUACUGGGACUGCACUAUGGAGCGCCUAUUGAUAUGUGGAGUAUGGGCUGCAUCCUGGCGGAACUGCACACGGGCUACCCGCUGUUCCCGGGCGAGAACGAGGCGGAGCAGCUCGCGUGCAUCAUGGAGCUGCUCGGGCCGCCGCCCCCCGACCUGCUGCUGCACGCUACCAGGAAGCGGCUCUUCUUUGACUCAAAGGGCGCCCCUCGCACAGUAACAAACUCGAAGGGCCGCAAGCGCCGGCCCGGCUCGCGCGCGCUCUCCGCCGCCGUGCGCUGCGACGAUCCCGCCUUCUUGCACCUGCUGCAUAGGUGUCUUGAAUGGGACCCAAAACGUCGCAUAACCCCCACAGAAGCGUCCCGGCACGAGUUCGUGACGGGCUGCCCGCUCGCGUCCCCCCUCGCGCCCGCGUUGCCGCGCCUCCCCCCUCCCCGCACCGCUCGAGCAGCACUGCUGCACUCGCAGUCGGCGGGCGACGUUGCCGCGAUGCUCGGUCGCGCGUGACCGGACCGCGGCGCCUCCACGGGACCGGUGCCAAUCACGCGCAACUAGCCUCUAUUGUAAACUAAUAAGGUCUCUUUUAGAACAGAAGAUAACAGGAUUCUAAUAUUUUUGUGUUUGAACCUUCUUUUAUCAUUAGGCAGGGGAUGUUGGAAAGUAUGGACAGGGCUCCAUGUGGCUGGUGGCGUACACGCGUAACUAGCCUCUAUUUUAAUGACAUAAGGUCUCUUUUAGAGCAUAUGAAAACAAUAUUCUGUCGAAUAUUUUUGUGUUUGAACCUUCUUUUAUCAAUAUGCAGACUGCAGGAGAUGUUGGAAAGUAUGGAUGGAACACCAUGUCACCGGUGACGCAGACGCGCAACUCUCCUCUAUUGUAAUAACAUAAGGUUUCUUUUAAAACAGAUGUAAAAUGUUUUCAGUACAUAUCUGCAGAUUACGUUAAAAGAUAAGUCAGUCGAGUACACAGACUGUGAUGAUUAGAGCAGGAUUCUGUCCAAUAGUUUGACAUUCAAUUCCAAUCAAUCUCCUCUUCAAAGUAGGUACGAAUACAAUUUUUAAGGUAAGAAAUUUGCGCGCGAUAGCUUGCAUGGGUUCAUGGUACUGGAGUUGACGCGCAAUUAUUAGCUUUUAUUUUGCAUAAGAUCUCAAUAGGAACAUCUAUUAUACUAUGAUUUCUGAGUUUAUAGUCGUCAAAAUACUUUAAAAAAAUGACCACAUGAUUCAAAAGUGACAGAGUAUACUAUUAAAACUAAACAUACUAUACUACGUACGAAGAAAACAGAAGAAAGAUCUUUCCAAUUGUUUUGUAUAUUCAGUUCAUUGGUGUAAACCUAUACAACGCCAAACACACUAGCUAUACAUACAUAUUUCAACUAAUGUUGCCACCAUCAGGCAAAGUUAUGCUAUUAAUUU